Bursaphelenchus okinawaensis is the source of this 596-nucleotide messenger RNA. The record is from the annotation of a GenBank genome assembly. NCBI's taxonomy places the organism in Eukaryota, Metazoa, Nematoda, Chromadorea, Rhabditida, Aphelenchoididae.
AUGACGAACGAUUGUCCAUUGAGUUGUGGUAAAUGUAAAGCCAAUCAUCCUGUUGAUGGUAAGUGUUUUUGUUUUUGAAGGUAUUCAGCUUUUUCCAUAUUCUUUUUAAUUUUGCUAACCUAAAGCACGGUGCCAAAAAAAUACAAACCUGGCCUUUUAAUAAUUAUAUAUAUUAAGCAGAAAAAGCAAAGGAAAAAGUCUGGGAGAGGAAAUCCACUCCUGAACCUUCUUACUUUGCCACAUUCUGAAAUAAACGGCCAAUGGACAAGACUUUAGUAUCAAUAUUCUAUCGAUCUUCUUUCAGAUCACCUUUUAUUGAUAAAACUUCUUUUAGAUUACCAUUAGUUCAUCCUUUCCCCUCUAGAUCUGUUUUAUUCGAUCCAUCCUUGUUUAUUACCUAAAACCAAAAGAAAAAAAAUUUAAAAUACUCACCUUUUCCAGACUGCCGUGAUUAUCACCCUCAAUGUGCCAAUAACGCAGCCGAAGGUCGUUGCCGAGAAAGCCCAUGGUUCCUGGAAAAUUGCCGUAAGAGCUGUGGAAUGUGCAUGAAGAACAUAAAACAACUGCAAAAAUACUGCAAAGCAACAUACGAUUAA